Linum tenue is the source of this 1116-nucleotide messenger RNA. The record is from the annotation of a GenBank genome assembly. NCBI's taxonomy places the organism in Eukaryota, Viridiplantae, Streptophyta, Magnoliopsida, Malpighiales, Linaceae.
CAAAAUGAUUCAUAAAACUUUUACUUUGUACAAAAUGGUUACUUUAUCGAACUUAUAAGUUUUUCUUCCGCAGAAGCCAGAGAUUCGCUUGCGUGCGACAGACGCUGUGUUUCCGGAAAUUUCUUCUCCUUCGUCGCCGCGUAGCAGCAGAGAACUACUGAAUCGGAGGAGGAAGAAGAAGAAUGGCUUGUACACACGAUCACAGCUGCGAAGAACACGAUUGCUCUUCUGAAUGGUCUCUCUACAAACACAUCGACCUACCCAAGGUUUCGGCUCUGAAUGAAGCAGUUCCAGGAAGUGUCAAGUCCGUUUUCAAAGCUUGGGAGCACCGUCUAGACUUCUCUGGGGAACUCUUGCGAAGCAACGAUGGUGAUACUGAACUACUUGUCUUUGUCCCGUUCACAUCGGAUGUUAAGAUCAAGAGCAUCUCAAUUGUUGGUGGACCAGAGAGAACAAGUCCUGCCAGGAUGAGAGCGUUUAUCAACCGAGAAGGAAUGGACUUCUCUGAUGCUCAGGACAUGCAAGCUGUGCAGGAGUGGGAGUUGGUUGAAAAUUUGCAAGGCGUACUAGAGUUCCAAACGAGGUAUGCCAAAUUCCAGGGAGUAUCAAGUAUCACAUUACACUUCCCGGGUAAUCUUGGUGGAACCACUACUCAGAUACACUACAUCGGGUUCAAAGGCGAAGCCACUAAGUUGAAGAGGGAUACUGUUGGAACAAUCGUAUAUGAACUCAGGCCAAAUCCAGCCGACCAUAAGACCAAGGCUGAAACUGGUGCUGGUCUUUCUCACGUGGGAUGAAGUAAUUGUGAACAUGCUUUUACUAAUAGCCGACGAGUAAUUGCUAUCAACCUUCUUAAGCCGACGAUCAGAACUUGUUCGUAUGUGCCCGGGAUCGUCCUUGUUUGGUCCCGUGGCGUCUUUGCUCUUGUUAUCGUCGACUCGUAGUUGUACUUACUGGAAACUAUGUCUAGUUGAGUGAGAUGUUUACAAUAACAGAUAAGGACCACAGAGAGCAAACCUCAUUAGGUUUAUCAAGCAUUAUGGUAUUUGUGUUCAUGAGUUCAUCCCCAUUCUAGGAUGGCAAUUUCGACCUGACCCGUUUUACCCGACCUGUUUU